AUGGAGUCCGCGAUUCUAUGGCGGGUGCAAACCAUCCUCGAAACUCUUUCGCCCGGCGAGCUCAACGCAUGGCUUCAUGGAGUUGGCCUCGCUGGUGGCAUCGGGGAACUCAAGUCUGAGGUGGAGAGGAUGGAGACGGUGGUUAACGGUGUCAAGGGGAGGGCGGUCGGGAACAAGCCGCUUGCCCGCUCCCUCGCUCGUGUGAAGGAGCUCAUGUACGAGGCCGACGACGUGGUUGAUGAACUCGACUAUUGCAGGCUCCAGCAUAAGGUCGAAGAACAUAUGAUUGCUCCUUCUGUUGAGCUAGAAGGCAUGGCUGGAGGUGGAGCAGAGCAAGUAGAUGCAUCGGUCAAUACUGUUGCUAUGCUUGCUCCUGCUACUGAGCCGGAAGGCAUGGUUGGAGAUGGAGACAGAAAUAGAGCAGAGCAAGCAGAUCCAUCGGCCAACAGUACUGGUACACUGAGCAAUAGCGGCCGCAAAAACCGAUCCGAGGUGCGGGACUAUUUUCAGAUUAUACCAUCUGUUAACGGAGAGCCUGCAAAAGCGAAGUGCAAUUGCUGCGGCAGAGAGCUUACAUGGGGUCACGGGACAUCAGCUUUGCACAAGCAUCUCAAAAGUUGCAACAAAAAACGUUCAGCAAUUGAAGAGACGCCGAACCGUCCAAGUGUCGGCAACAGUGUACAAAAUGGUGCCACAAUUUCGACCGAUGAUUCAGACGGGAGAAAAAGAAAGAGAAUUGAGUACAAUGUAGCUACAACCACGCACCUCUGGGACAAGGCCGAAUUUUUGAAAAGCAUCCAGGAAAUAGUUCUUGAGUUAAGAAGCAUCCGACACGAUGUGAUUGAGUAUCUCAAGGACUCUAUUGCAAGGCCUGAUCAGUAUCAGAUUAACAACUCAGAUACACGAGUAAGAACAUCAAACUCUCGUCCUGGAAAAGUAUAUGGAAGGGAUGUGGAGGAAGACAAUAUCUUAUGGGCGAUCAGAGUUGCUAAGUCGGACAACGUUACUGUGCUACCUAUUGUAGGCAUUCCAGGAGUUGGGAAGACAGCUUUAGCUAAACUUGUAUACAAUGCACCACGUGUUGAAAGAAAAUUUGAGCGGAUAUGGGUUUGGGUGUCCAACAUCUUUGAUGAAGUAAGAGUGACAAGGGAGAUCUUAGACGUUGCUGCUCUAGCCAACCAUGAAGGAUCUCGCAAAAGAGAAAGCUAUGAAGGAGUCAGCAACUACUCGAAACUUCUAGAGGCCUUAAAGAAACAUAUAGCAUGUCUGUCCAAAAAGUUUCUACUUGUUCUAGAUGAUGUCUACGACUGCAUGGAUAAUUCCCAAUGGAAAGAUCUAAUAGAUGCUUUGGGAUCAAGUUGCAGAAAGGGUAAUGUGAUUAUUGUGACAGUUAGAAAUUUGGCCGUUGCAAAAAGGCUAGGUACAAUAGAACCAGUUAAGUUAAGAGCUCUAGAAAAUGAUGAUUUUUGGCUAUUGUUUAAAGCAUGUGCAUUUGGUGAUAACCAAUGCAAAGAACAUCUAGAUAUCGGCCGUCAAAUAGCUACAAAGUUAAAUGGCAACCCAUUAGCAGCAGAAAAUGCAGCAGACAUGUUAAGAGAGCAGCCUGGUCUUCACCAUUGGAAAAGCAUCAUGAAGAAUGGUAUUUGGGAAUCUCUGCAACUCCGUGGAGGCAUCGUGACUGCUUUGAAGAAUAUCUAUUAUCAGUUGCCAUACAAUUUACAACAGUGUUUCUUGGCAUGUUCUAUAUUCCCUAGUGACCAUCAAUUUCAUAUUGAUGGUUUGGUCUCCAUGUGGAUAUCAUCGGGAUUUGUGAAAUCUACUGAGACAGGAUGGGAUUAUCUCAAUGCUUUGGUCAACUCAUGUUUCUUUGAGCAGGUUGGAACAAAAGAUGACUCCAUUCUACAACAAUGCUAUGUUAUGUGUGGUAUGAUGCAUGAAUUUGCGAGACUGGUUUCAAGGACCGAGUUUGCAACUAUAGAUGGUUUAGAGUGCAAAGAAGUGCUACCAACCGUGCGCCAUUUGUCAAUUCAAACUGAUUUGGUGUACCAUAUAGAUGAAUGUGAGAACAUAGUUGGUAACGUGAAGUUUGAAGAAAAAUUGCAAAGUAUAGCUUCUUCAUUAAGGAGAUUGAGGACGGUGAUCUUAGUUGGGCGCUAUGAUUCUUUAUUCGUCCAGUUCAAGUCCUUCCAUACCUUUAUCUCCAAUUUGGUAAAUUGUACCCAUCUUCGCUACCUAAAACUUGAGAACAAAGGCAAAAGUGAAUCUUUGCCUAUAUCUCUAAGCAAGUUUUACCACCUUGAAAUAUUAGAUGCUGGGUGCCAAGCAAUUGUUCAUGAUAUGAGUGAUCUCAUCAGCAUGAGGCAUCUUGUUCUGACAAAAGGAGCAUGCGGUGCUUUCUCCCCAGCUAGGUCUGCUAGCUUGCAGAUGAUCCAUCUAGAGGAUUGUAAAGGAUGGCAAAUAAUCCCAUCUCUAGAAAGUCUAUCAUCUCUUACAAAGUUGAAGUUAAGGAAUAUGACAGAAGCAACAGAGUUGCUAAUUCCUUCGUUAGAGGAGCUGGUAUUGAUUGAUAUGCCAAAGUUGGAAACAUGUUUCUCCAAUUCAGUGAGGGACUUGAACUCAAGUUUGAGGGUACUGGAGAUCAGGAGAUGCUGGGUACUGAAGGCCUUUAUCCUCUUUGAGAGCUGUGAAAAUUUUGAAAUCGAGCACAUGUCAUGGUUGCCCAAUGUUAGCGAGCUUACCAUCGAGGAUUGUCCUUAUUUAAUAGUAUCAAAUCCUCUACCACCUUCGAGUAGCCUUUGUAAAUUAUCCAUCACAAAAGUUUCCGCACUUCCAGAUACGGAGGGAUCAUCAAACGGGGAAUACAGAAUUGGAUAUUAUGGUGAUCGAUCAACCAUUCAUUUCCUUGAUGACAAAAUUUUGUCAUUCCACAACCUGAGGACCAUAACUCGAUUGCAAAUAGUGGGCUGCAAUAAUCUGUUGUCUAUUUCACUAGAAGGUUUGAAGCAACUCGUCUGCUUGAAGAGGUUGGAAAUAUGGUCAUGCCAAACAAAUUUCUCUUCAGAUGUGUCGUCAACACAUACCCAUGAAUACAUGACAAGCACAAAUUUUGAUGCCGGUCCAUCUCUCGAUUGUCUCAGCAUUACAGAUUGUGGAAUAAUUGGCCAGUGGUUAUCUGUGAUAUUGCAACAUGUGCGAGCCCUAGAGACAUUGGAUCUAAUGAAUUGUGAGCAUAUAACGGGACUAUUGAUACAAGGUAAAGAGAAUACUUUAUCAAAUGUCACCUUGGCUCCAUGUGUUUCAUCACAGGGAAAUCCAGAUGGCGCAUCGACAAGGCCAUGUCCUAACAAACUCCUGCGGAUUCCAGCUAACCUCAUACCCUCUCUCAAGAAGAUGUCCAUUGAAUCUUGCAAGCUAAAGUUUCUGGGGAACAAGGAAGGAUUCUCUGGAUUCACCUCCCUUGAGAAGCUAAGAAUUGUUGAAUGCCCCGAGCUGAUAUCGUCCUUGAUGCGUGAAGACGAAAUCGAUGACCAGGCAAACGGAAGAUGGCUUCUCCCGUGUUCACUUGGCAUACUGGAUAUCCAUCGCGCUUCCCUAGAAACGCUGCAGCCCUGCUUUCCGGGAGAUCAGACCCGCCUCAAAGUACUAGAAGUGUUCGGAAUCAAUGCAUUGAAAUCUCUACAGCUGCAUUCCUGCACAGCACUGGAAGAGCUGACAAUUCAAUAUUGCGAAUCGCUAGACGCACUAGAGGGCUUCCAAUCCCUCCGCGGUGUCAGGUAUUUGAAAGUAUACGAAUGCCCAGGCUUACCUCGAUGUUUGAAGAGUCUAUCAACGCAGGGUUAUGAGCUGUUCCCUCGAUUGGAAAGGCUUCGGAUCGACGACCCGUCUUUUCUUACCACGCCAUUCUGCGAGCACCUCACCUCUCUCCAAUGCCUACAGCUCGUGAACCAAUGUGAAGAUACCCCAGGACUAACAUGCGAGCAAGAGGCAGCACUUCAGCUCCUCACGUCCCUGCAAGAGCUCCAAUUUGUUGGUUACUGCGAACUCUCGGAUCUUCCUGUGGGUCUGCAUAGCCUUCUCUCUCUCAAGCGGUUGGAGAUCAAUGAUUGCUGGAGUAUCUUAAGGCUGCCAGAAAGGGGCCUCCCACCUUCCCUGGAAAAACUGGAGGUCCACCAUUGCAGCAUGGAGCUAACCGAACAAUGCAGAAUGCUAGCGACAAGCAAGCUAAAUGUUUCUCCACAUCUCGCCUUGAAAGGCAUUCAAGCUGACACCAUGGCUGCAGUGACCGUCUUCAGAACCUAUAGGAGUAUCAUACUGUUACGAGCAAGUGUUGAAAGCACUUCCCUGUUUCUCCUAGGAGACCUGCUACAAAUUGCAAGGCUUAUUGUUGACCACGGCCCAAGGGCGAGAAGCCAAUGCCAAAAGUUCUCUGAUUCUGCACAGGGUCUUGUUUCACUUGUAAACCUUGUCCUCGUUGCUCAAGUGCUCAUGUUGCUGAAUGCUGUAUACGGUUUUCCUGAUUGGCCUUGCCGGCCGUUCUGA
Messenger RNA from Miscanthus lutarioriparius, 4539 nucleotides. NCBI's taxonomy places the organism in Eukaryota, Viridiplantae, Streptophyta, Magnoliopsida, Poales, Poaceae. The record is from the annotation of a GenBank genome assembly.